AUGAAACCAUCCAUCAACUUCUUAGCCAGAUCCUCAUGGAAGGGCCCACAUUUGGUUCCAUUACCAAUCGCCCAAGCCAUUAAAACUGGUCAACCAAUAAGGACCAAUGCCAGAAGUUGUACAAUCAUCCCACAAUUUGUAGGUUUAAAAUUCCAAGUUCAUAAUGGUAAAGAAUACGUUCAAUUAGAUAUAACUGAUGAAAUGGUAGGUAACAAAUUGGGAGAAUUUGUUCCAACAAGAAAGAAGUUCACCUAUAAAUUCUCCAAGAAUUAG
Yamadazyma jaroonii is the source of this 273-nucleotide messenger RNA. The record is from the annotation of a GenBank genome assembly. Lineage: Eukaryota; Fungi; Ascomycota; Pichiomycetes; Serinales; Debaryomycetaceae.